Messenger RNA from Drosophila mojavensis, 203 nucleotides. RefSeq lists its product as uncharacterized. The record is from RefSeq and is a predicted model, not a curated record. Bases 1 to 129 code for a protein of 42 amino acids. The transcript has a single exon. Lineage: Eukaryota; Metazoa; Arthropoda; Insecta; Diptera; Drosophilidae.
AUGGAUGGUAUGUUGGGAAAUCUGAGCGGGCGAUUCAAGCAGCUUCAGAAUGUGGAGGGGAAGCGCAUGGCCAUUAAGCUGCUCGGAUUCUACGCGAUGGGCUGGACGCUGCGCAAGCUUAUCAAAUGAGUGGAUCUAUGUCACUAAUCACGUUGCUAAAUUUCGUGUGCUAUGAAACAAUAAUAAUGCUUACAUCAAAAUCA